ACUGGGCGGCGAGGGGCGGGCUCCGCUGUUGUUAUGGCUUUGAGCAGGCGGCGUUUGCCUGUCAAACAUGGCUUCGAGUGGCAAUAGCGGUACCACGGGCUCCACUCUGCUGCAGCCCUUCAGUGAGGCCAUUAACCUGUCCGUCGACCAGGUCAAUUUUGUAGUGUGUCAGUUGGUUGCGCUGCUUGCAAGUGUAUGGUUUCGACUUUAUCUUCACCCAAGUCAAACGAGCAGCUAUGUCAGGCAUGCUGUUGCCACACUUCUGGGACUUUACCUUGCACUGUUCUGCUUUGGAUGGUAUGCUUUGCACUUUCUUCUUCAGAGUGGAAUUUGUUACUACAUUAUGAUCAUUGUUGGGGCUGGACACAUGCAUAAGUUCUGUUUUGUCAUUGCUUUCGGAUACCUCACCCUGUGCCAAGUUAGCAGAGUAUACCUCUUUGAUUAUGGACUAUAUUCAGCUGACUUUACUGGUCCAAUGAUGAUAAUAACACAGAAGAUAACCAGCCUGGCUUUUGAACUUCAUGAUGGGAUGGCACGAAAAGAAGAACAUCUGACACCAACACAAAAGUCCUUAGCUAUCCGGACCAUGCCAAGUCUGUUGGAAUAUUUAAGCUACAACUGUAAUUUCAUGGGGAUCUUAGCGGGGCCCUUGUACACAUACAAAGACUACAUUGCAUUCAUUGAAGGCAAAACAUCGCACGUGAAGCGUUCUGUAGUGAAUGGAAAAAUAGAUGACCGAUGUGAACAUGCUGAACCUUCACCUGUGCCAGCUGUACUGUGUAAGCUCCUUGUUUGUGGGAUUUCUUUGACUUUUCACCUGACGAUCACAAAGAUGUUCCCAGUGGCAUACAAUAUUGAUGAAACUUUUGUGAAUACAGCAAACUUUGCUAGUCGAGUAUUCUACCUCUAUUUUUCAUUAAUGGCUGCCCGGCCAAAGUACUAUUUUGCAUGGAGUCUUGCUGACGCAAUUAACAAUGCUGCAGGAUUUGGCUUCAAUGGUUAUGAUGUGAACGGCAAUGAACGUUGGGAUUUGAUUUCAAAUUUAAAUAUCGUGAACAUUGAGUCAGCAACAAGUUUUAAAAUGUUCAUCGAUAACUGGAACAUCCAAACAGCUCUCUGGUUUAAAAGGGUUUGCUAUGAUCGCUGCCGUUACUAUCCAACAAUAGCAACUUUUAUUAUCUCUGCAAUGUGGCAUGGAGUGUACCCAGGCUAUUAUAUGACAUUUCUUACAGCAAUACCAAUAACAUUAGCAGCUCGUGCAAUUAGAAACAACACUCGAAUCUAUUUUAUCAAGACAAAGAGUGUCAAAUUAUUUUAUGACUUUAUCACUUGGAUUGCAACCAUGAUCGCAAUCAGCUACACAGUCGUGCCAUUUGUUUUGCUCUCAGUGGAGCCAUCCCUAAAAUUUUACAGAUCUUGGUAUUACUGUCUACAUAUUGUUCCCCUUUUGAUCAUGUUGGUAUUGCCAAUUAAGUCAAGACGAAAGGAAAGUGAACAGAAUCAUUCAAAACGAAAAAGGCUAGAAGUGGAAAACACAUCAACCUCGAACAAUUAUGCUGUCUUGAACAACAACUUGGACCAGAUACCAAGACCAUCAUGAACACAAAGUGCAUUUGAAUGAAAGAUCUACCAAUAUUGCAAGAUCACAAUCUACUUACAAAUCUGCAUGGGAGUUAAUUGACCUUUGGCUUCAUAGAGACUCGUCUGAAGGGCUGAUUUCAAAACUUCAAAUUUUCUAGCAAUAAUGCCACCAUGAACAACAGAUGUGAACAACAGAGAUGCACAAUAUCACGAGAGGAAUCUCCUUCUCUACACAAAGAAAAUACUUAUUACCCUACGAUGCACCUACUAUGUAUUUUUAAUUUGUCUAAUCAUCAGCUGUGUUGGCAGAGAAAGAAAGGACAUUCAAAACAAUCUCCAAAACAUGUUGAUCAUCUACAUUUUGAAACACUGAAUACUUAUUUUCUUUAUGGUUCAAGAAGUGAGUCUGUAAUAUGUAACUUGGUUAUCAGCUAUUAUGGUUUAUAUUAUUUUGAUGAAAGAUUUUUGCCUUUUUUUAGUAGUCACUUUAGUUUGGGUAAUAUAGCAUAAAGUGAAAUUGCACCAUCACCACAAUCCCAUUCCUAAUAACAGGCUACAUUCGGAUUUGGAUUUUAUUUUGAGUCAAUGAUUUAUGCUGAAUAGACUUAACCCACUCCAGUUCUUGUUUGCAGAUGAGGCUAAACUGGUUAAACAGGCAUUGUUGCAUCAAGUUCUAUAAAUACUGGAUGAAGUCUGUGGUCAUAUAUGGUUAUUGAGCACUGAGCAUUUUUCUGAUUUUAAUUAAUUUCUGGUGUAAUAAUUGAAGCUUUUAAGAGAAAUAGAAACACUCAAUUUUUACUUGAUCAAUAUGAAAAUGUAGAAGUACUUGAAAUAUUGCAAGAAAUGGAAAAUUCAUACUAUUCUUAAUUUCCCUAAACUUGUAGCUUUUGAUGCUGUGCAAUGAAGCUUUUUGAGGCUCUGCCAACAUCAACCACUGGUCAUUUAAAAAGGUAGUUUGUGACUGUGACAAAAUAUUUUCAUUCAGUUUCCUUUUGAGCUGGUCCAGUGUAAAAUAAGUAAUGUUUAAGAAGUUGCAAUGUGCAUCCAAGCACAAUAUUUUUAUACUUCCAAUAAAAUUGACAAGAUAUCAGGUCCUAAAUAGAAUACUUUAGCUGUUUGGGGGGGGGGGGGGGGAAUAAAAUGGGGACAUUUGUGACUUACCUGAUAAAGUUUGACAACAAUUGCUUUAAAUACCCCUUCAUUUGUGUUGUACACUAUUUUAUUUAAAUAUUCUCUCAUUCCAUUUUUAUGCAAAUUCUUAAUCACCGUUACAUGGAUUUUUUCCCCCAUGCCACUACUGUCAACCUUUUAAAAUGGUGAAUGUAAAAUAGGGAGUGAUAUUGCCGUGUAGUAAAUACAUUAAAAAAUAAGAAUGUUCCUUUUCCAUGAAGUAGGACAAAAAAAAAAAACACCAUCACCUCUGCUUGUAAUGAAUCUGUUCUUUAUAUAUUCAAUACUCAUUUUAAUAGUAGUUGUCGAGAGGGCUAAGCAUAAUUGAAUACCAUGGUUCCAUUCUUUUAACUAGUCUUGGUUUCAACAUUCUGGGUUUGUCCAAUUAUCCAUGGUUGAUAUGAAUAUUUAAAGUAAAGUAAUGGUAGCAUUUUUAUUCCAUGGUAUUUGCAACAUUGCACUGUAAUUAAUGGUAUAUUAGCUGUAUCAAGUUUACAAGGUGAAACAUUUUAUUAACUUUGUAUUAUCUGCACAACAUGGUGAAUUAUAUUAAAAUUUAUCUUUGUGCAAUUCAGUUCAGAAUGGUUCAAAAACAUUUUCAAUGUCAGAAGAUGAAAUAUGUGUUUUUAUAGAUGUAAAAACCAACUGUUCGACCUGUUGUGAUUUGUUUCUGAACGUAAAACUAUAAAUGAAUUUGGAUUGGCUUCCAAAAUUGUGUAAAUAAGGAGAAAUUCCUUUCAAACACUGAAUUUGUAAAUGAUUUUAUUUUUCUAUUAAUGCUACAUUGAACAUGAAUUAGUUUCUUCCCAUUGUAAGAAAUGUUCAGUGGCUUUGAGCUUUCCAAAACUUACAGAAUAGAAUCACCAAAAUAUGCCUUUCCAAUUUUCACAAUAUUGUCUAUUUUUAAUUCUUGUAGCAAAAUUAUAAAACAAUAUUUUGAACUGUUUUUGUUUAUUGAAAUGUGUACAAUAUUUUCUACUUGUAAUCUGCAAGAAAAAAAUCUUUAAAGAGCUGCACCUUUUGUAGAAGCUGUUUGAUUGUUUUGAUACAUGAAGCCAGCUGUUGUGAUCGUUGAAGUGAUUGUAACAUCGUAUAAUGUAGUGUUUAAUUUGUGUGAAGAUUAAAAUUUGAUUAAAAUAA
Messenger RNA from Amblyraja radiata (thorny skate), 3891 nucleotides. It is a transcript of the gene mboat2b, whose product is annotated as membrane bound O-acyltransferase domain containing 2b. NCBI's taxonomy places the organism in Eukaryota, Metazoa, Chordata, Chondrichthyes, Rajiformes, Rajidae. Gene Ontology annotation, cellular component: membrane. The coding region runs from base 68 to 1600 and encodes 510 amino acids. Gene Ontology annotation, biological process: lipid modification. The transcript is spliced from 14 exons. Gene Ontology annotation, molecular function: acyltransferase activity. The record is from RefSeq and is a predicted model, not a curated record.